Molecule: messenger RNA, 1555 nt
Organism: Anguilla anguilla (European eel)
Lineage: Eukaryota; Metazoa; Chordata; Actinopteri; Anguilliformes; Anguillidae
Exons: 3
Coding region: 157-810 (217 amino acids)
Source: RefSeq, a predicted model, not a curated record
UUGUGAUUGAUUAUUAUGCUUUGGCAAUAUGCAUUUCAGAAUAUGUCAAGCCAGUAAAGUAUUCUGAAUUUGAAAGUUUGAAUUUUAGAAUGUGGCCUGCCUUCAGGCCCAAGCCUUUAGACUCUGAAAACUCAGCUUUAGUGCCUGGGAAGAGAGAUGGAAACAUCCACGCUUCAUUUUAUUCCCUGUGUUCUCAUUGGCUGGCUGGGGCCAGGCAUGCUCGCUCAUUGGCUUUUGUCUGAGCAGGUGGGCGGGGCAGCUGAGCGCAGGCCCUCCCUUUGGCCGAGGAGAGGCCAGGGGGCGGAGCUGGGCAAGGACAGCCUGCCCACCCCCUCUGAGCUGAUUCGCCGACGGAGGGUAAGAGGCGGGGCCCAGAAGGGUGAUGUCAUGCAGCAGGGCGUGGCCACGGUCCUGCAGCACAUCAGUGAACUGAAGAGGAGGCAGGGCUCCAUCGAUCAGCUGAAGACAGAGAGGUCUUGGGGUUUCAUGGCGGAUGGUGGGCCGGAGGAGAUGGGUGUGGCCAGACCGGGUGACACACUGCUGCAGGAGCAGAGACCACCUGAGCUUAGCCCCGCCCAGGGGUGGGGACCCAGCACAGGCCACGCCCCCUUCUCUACAAAUCUGCCACUGUACAACCAGCAGAGGACGUUUGGAGGAGGAAGUGAUGCGGCACAGACUCUCGCUCCGGGGGAGAACCCCAUGAUGUCGUUCGUCAUGGCGACCGCUAACAGGCAGUCCCGCGGCGGCAGGUGCAGCCCGCGCCUUUCCCACAGGAGGUUCUGGGGGUUUGGCUUCGGUUUGGAGGAAUAGGGUUCGGCCCAACGCUAGCUUUCGCCCCCCCACCCCCACCCCCGUUCUGGGGGGAAUCACCCAAUCACCCCUCUCCCUGUUCCCAUCGCCCAAUCACCCCUCUCCCUGUUCCCAUCGCCCAAUCACCCCUCUCCCUGUUCCCAGUACCUGAAACGGUGAAGUUUCCCUGGACAUAUCUCCCCAUUUCAGCAUGAAUUUUUGUGAAUGGCAGAAAUGUGUGUUUUUUUUUACAUUAAGAAGAACGUUAUUUAUUAUCCUUAGCUGAUGUUGGCUAUUUCAGGUGAACUGUGCUUGUGAGCUCUUCAACAUGUUUCUGAUGUACGCAUGCUUGUGUUUGUGUGUCUGCUGUCCUGUACCUGAUCAUUCUGUCAGAAGGCAUUUGUAGCAUCAUUUAUGACCUGUUGUUAUCUGUGCAUCGACUUGUUCAUAGUCUGUUCUGUAGGAUCAUUUGCAGUGAAUUUCCUAGGGUAGUUUAUACUGUGUUUUGAGUAAAUCCUUUGUCCUUCUGUUAUGUAUUCAUUGUCUAAGAGCUUUCUGAGGGAUGACAUGUUCCUGCUUGGGUUCCGUUUAUUCCAUAGCUGAAAUGCAUUAGAGUGUAAUGAGGGGAAAGGGACACUAGGGGGUGUAAAUGUUCAUCUGUUGCUGCAGAUUUGUGUUUUUUCCUCCUCUUUGGGUAAUCUGCUAAAAUUUUAAAAAAUAUGGAAUAAAUAAUAAUAAAGCUAUGUUAUGUUUCUACGCAAACCCA